Echinops telfairi (small Madagascar hedgehog) is the source of this 2141-nucleotide messenger RNA. It is a transcript of the gene GNAI2, whose product is annotated as G protein subunit alpha i2. Gene Ontology annotation, biological process: gamma-aminobutyric acid signaling pathway; adenylate cyclase-modulating G protein-coupled receptor signaling pathway. Gene Ontology annotation, molecular function: GTP binding; G-protein beta/gamma-subunit complex binding; G protein-coupled receptor binding. Gene Ontology annotation, cellular component: heterotrimeric G-protein complex. Lineage: Eukaryota; Metazoa; Chordata; Mammalia; Afrosoricida; Tenrecidae. The transcript has 9 exons. Bases 25 to 1092 code for a protein of 355 amino acids. The record is from RefSeq and is a predicted model, not a curated record.
CGGCCAGGCCGGGCGGACGGCGGGAUGGGGUGCACCGUGAGCGCCGAGGACAAGGCGGCGGCCGAGCGCUCCAAGAUGAUCGAUAAGAACCUGCGGGAAGACGGCGAGAAGGCGGCGCGGGAGGUGAAGUUGCUGUUGCUAGGUGCGGGCGAGUCGGGUAAGAGCACCAUCGUCAAGCAGAUGAAGAUCAUCCACGAGGACGGCUACUCGGAGGAGGAGUGCCGGCAGUACCGGGCGGUCGUCUACAGCAACACCAUCCAGUCCAUCAUGGCCAUUGUCAAGGCCAUGGGCAACCUGCAGAUCGACUUCGCCGACCCCUCCCGGGCGGACGACGCCAGGCAGCUGUUUGCCCUGUCCUGCACGGCCGAGGAGCAGGCCCUGCUUUCCGAUGACCUGUCCGGCGUCAUCCGGAGGCUCUGGGAAGACCACGGGGUGCAGGCCUGCUUUGGCCGCUCGAGGGAAUACCAGCUCAACGACUCGGCCGCCUACUACCUGAAUGACCUGGAGCGCAUCGCACAGAGCGACUACAUCCCUACGCAGCAGGACGUGCUGCGCACCCGCGUGAAGACCACUGGCAUUGUGGAGACGCACUUCACCUUCAAGGACCUGCACUUCAAGAUGUUUGAUGUGGGCGGGCAGCGGUCCGAGCGGAAGAAGUGGAUCCACUGCUUUGAAGGGGUCACCGCCAUCAUCUUCUGCGUGGCCCUGAGCGCCUACGACCUGGUGCUGGCCGAGGACGAGGAGAUGAACCGCAUGCACGAGAGCAUGAAGCUCUUCGACAGCAUCUGCAACAACAAGUGGUUCACGGACACGUCCAUCAUCCUCUUCCUCAACAAGAAGGACCUGUUCCUGGAGAAGAUCACCCACAGCCCCCUGACCAUCUGCUUCCCCGAGUACACAGGUGCCAGCAAUUUCGACGAGGCGGCCAGCUACAUCCAGAGCAAGUUCGAGGACCUGAACAAGCGCAAGGACACCAAGGAGAUCUACACGCACUUCACGUGCGCCACGGACACCAAGAACGUGCAGUUCGUGUUCGACGCGGUGACCGACGUCAUCAUCAAGAACAACCUGAAGGACUGCGGCCUCUUCUGAGCGACCGCGGGGCCGCCAGAUCUAGUGGACCACCGCUGACUGCUACCCCCGACCCCCGAGGAAGAUGGGGGCAAGAGGACCAUGCACCCCACCUGUGCCCCUGGCCACUUCUCUCUCCUCUCCCCUCGCUCCUUGGCUUCCCCUGCCCCUCCCUCAGCUCUAAAGAUUCCAGGGAGAGGUUGCCACAGGUCUUUCUGUUCGAAGCCUGCCCUUGGCCGAGGUGCCAGAAUGGCCACGGUGCCCCCUUCAAGCUGGGCAUUUGUCCUGGUCUUUAAACCGUUGUCUUAUUCUGUGAUUGGGGGCAAGGGGGGAGAGCACAUGCUUGAGUCUCCCAAAGCCUCUGGCUGGAGGGGCACCCACUUCUCCAGCCUGGGACCCCUGGCUUCGCCCAACACCAGCCCCCAAUGCAGCCCAAGUCCAAAUGUUUACAGGGAGCCUCCUGCUCACCCCCACCCCCACUGCCCCUAUGCCCACCCCUUCCCCAACUCAACUGCUUGGAGGCCCCAAAAGGAAAAAAGCACAAGAAUUGUGAGAUGCCACCAUUCCUGGGGACCACAGGCUGACCACCUGCUCAUUCUCCUCGCUUUUUAAAAAAAAUGAAAGUAAAGGGAAAAAAAAAAGUAGAAAACUUUUUAGAGAAAAAGACUAUUUAAAACUGUCAGGUCCUGACCAGCACCACCCACUCGCCCGCUCUCCCAGUGAUUCCGUGCCUUGAGUGUGUCUGCGUGUUUACACCCCCUCUGCUGGCUGGCCCCCCAUGGGGACAGUGCCCUGCCCUGCCUUCCCCAGAAUGGGUUCCAAGGGCUGUUCCGGACAACUGCCACCAUCACCGAGGGCCCCUCCCAGCGGCCCUGGCUCCAUUAACCCAAAUGUAGCUCAUUAGCGCUAACCUAGGCAUCACCGCUGCCUGCUGAGGGGCCUGGCCCCUCCUGCCCUCACCCCAGGUCCCGGGGUCUUCAGCAUCGAACACUUCCUUGCUUUUUUCACAUGUUUUAUGGAAUUGUUCACCUGGUUUGAAAUAAUAAAAUGUAGAAAGAAAAACAAACAAA